AUGAAGACAAAUGAGUAUCAGUUAACUUCGCAAGAUAAGUCCCCAUGUUCUGUGUACUCUAGGUCGGUCACACCAGUUCACUCUCAAUCUGAAAUACAAAUUAAUUCAGAAAAUUUUUAUGUUCAUAAUAGAGAUUCUACGAGCAAAUUAUCGGAUACACCAACGCCCUCAGAAUACAACUCAUUUAGUCCGCCGCGUCCAUUAUCAGAAUUAGAUCAAAAUAUCAGUUUAAUAAACUCAGGCAGGCCAUCGAGUAUGUCACUAAUUUCAAACUGUCAAUCUUCUAUAAGCAACACUAGUGAUGCUUCUUCGGCAGUGGAGGCAUCAAGUGAAUGUUCUACACCUUCGUCGUUAAACGGUAGAAAAAGACGUCAGUUCAGUAUUGAUAGAUCAAAGAAAAGGCGAUUGAGAAAUAAAGACAAGUGGAUUGAUACAAGACGUAAAUUACUAUUAAAUUCCGGUAAACAACAUCAGUCCAGAAAUGGAAAAUUGCAACCUGCGAAACAUCUUAAGCCGGCAUGUAUUAUUUGCAAGUUUAACUGUAGCGUAAAAAUAUCUCACGAAGAUAGAAAACUUAUCUUUGAUCGUUUUUUGGAUCUCUGUGAUCACGAAAAGCAAUGGGUUUUUAUAGGUAAAUAUACAAAACGUUGUAUGAAACGAAGAAUAACUACAGAGAAUGAUUCUAAACGCCAACACAGUGUAAACUAUACACUUCCAAUAAAUUUAAAAGAAACCAGCCCUAGAACUGUAAAAGUAUGCAAAACAAUGUUUAAGAAUACGCUGUCGGUAAAUAAUCAGUUUAUACAGGUUGCUCUUGAUAAAUAUGAUAAAAGUACUGGUAACUGUGAAAAAGACUUCAGAGGUCGUCAUAACAAUAAAAACAAGCAAAAAAGAUGUGUGUUUCCUACGAGCAACGUACGGGUUGCAGGCGCAGAUGCUGCCCGUAGGAAAUUAAAACUGCAGACUGAACUAGCCACAAUUUUAAACAGCUGUGCCAAAGGAACAACAAAAAGCUCCGAUAAAUGGAUAAAGUGUUGGCAAGACGCGCAUGCGCAUGACAGCGAUGUUAAAUCUAAAGCUGCCAAAAUCCGCCGUGCUCAGCAGCAGACUGGUGGAGGGCCUGGACCUGCACCCUUAUCUGCCAUGGAGGAAUCUCUAAUGGCAUUUAUUGGCCACGAAGCAGUAGAGGGCCUUGCCGUUGCCGAUACGUUAGAGAUUCCUGAAGGUGAUGCAGAAGUAGAAGCUGGUGGUGACGAAGAUGUCCACAAUCCGGUUGUGGAUGAUAGAAAAACAACGAAAAAACAAGAUAGACUUGAAGAGUGUCUAGAAGUUCAGGCUGCAGCCAUGAAUACGCUCUCACAGUCAAUGAAUAAUUUGGCUGCAGCCAUAAUUAAUUUUGCUGCAGCCCUCAAAUCCAUGGCCAAUAAAAGUGAUGAAUGA
This is a messenger RNA of Parnassius apollo (apollo), 1440 nucleotides long. NCBI's taxonomy places the organism in Eukaryota, Metazoa, Arthropoda, Insecta, Lepidoptera, Papilionidae. The record is from the annotation of a GenBank genome assembly.